Lolium rigidum is the source of this 1370-nucleotide messenger RNA. Its product is annotated as ACT domain-containing protein DS12, chloroplastic. The record is from RefSeq and is a predicted model, not a curated record. Bases 231 to 1079 code for a protein of 282 amino acids. NCBI's taxonomy places the organism in Eukaryota, Viridiplantae, Streptophyta, Magnoliopsida, Poales, Poaceae. Gene Ontology annotation, cellular component: chloroplast thylakoid membrane; chloroplast stroma. The transcript is spliced from 10 exons.
GGCUGCGAGGUCGAGAGGGAGAGCACGAGCCCACCUCCCGUUUCCACCCCCCUCUAUCCUAUGGAUAGAGCCGCCGCGACAGCCAUAGAUAUCAUCGUCAUGAUCCCAUCAGCGCCUUCGCCUUUGUAGCACCACCUCACCCCCCGUCUCCUGCCUGGACCAGAUUUGAUCUCCAUCCUCGCACCUUCCUUGGGAUCUUUUCUUUUAUUUAUUCUCCUAGGGGGGAGACGAUGGCAGAAAUGGCCGUCACCGUCGCCGCCGGGACCCUCCGUCCCUGCUCCGGCGUGUCGCCGGCGGCGUCCGGGAACCGCCGUCUCGCCGGCUGGCGCCAACUCGCGCCGGCGGCGCCCGCUAAGCUGAGAUUGUCGUCUCCAGCUUUGAGGGUUCCUAGAGCUGCUUCGCCUGCAGCUGUUGAGCAGGACGGGAGCUCUAGCAACACUGAUACAGUUCCUACACCGAAAGUUAUAAUAGACCAAGACUCUGAUCCAGAUGCAACUAUUGUGGAAGUAACCUUGGGUGACCGUCUUGGGGAUCUUCUUGAUACUAUGAGCGCCCUGAGGAAUUUAGGGCUAAAUGUUGUGAAAGCUAGCGUCUGCCUCGAUUCUUCUGGCAAGCACAACAAGUUUGCUAUAACAAAAUCGUCGACUGGUCGCAAAAUUGAUGAUCCAGAGUUGUUAGAAGCAGUACGACUGACAAUUAUUAACAACAUGCUCGAAUAUCAUCCUGAAGCUAGCAGUCAAUUGGCCAUGGGUGCUACUUUUGGGAUAGAGCCUCCUACAGAAGUGGUUGAUGUGGACAUAGCAACACACAUAGACAUCUAUGACGACGGUCCUGAAAGAAGUUUACUUGUUGUGGAGUCAGCUGAUCGCCCAGGGUUGUUGGUUGACCUUGUUAAGAUCAUCGCUGACAUCAACAUUACUGUCCAAUCCGGAGAGUUUGACACCGAGGGGCUACUGGCUAAAGCAAAAUUCCAUGUCAGUUAUCGGGGCAAGCCACUGAUCAAGGCUUUGCAACAGGUUCUUGCUAAUAGCCUGCGCUAUUUCUUGAGGAGGCCGACAACAGAGGAUGCCAGUUUCUAGACCCCGCCUUAAGACAAUCCGUGUGAUGAUGAUUGCAUGAAUUCAACACUAUCAUCCACUUUAUUCUUGAAAUAUGCACAAUUCCCAAAAGACAGGAGGUAUACAUCUUAUAGUGCGUACAAGUCUGAGCUAUCUUCAUUUGAGGUUAAGUCCAUCCUGUAUGAAGUGAAGUAGCCUUCCAAGCUUACAUGCUGGCAUGAUUCUUAAGCAUGUAACACAUGAUUAUUUUGCUACCGGGGAUGCAUGUUUGAUGAUAAAAUAAGAUGGCGACUUGUGGGGCCAAUUAUCAGC